Molecule: messenger RNA, 1809 nt
Organism: Dimorphilus gyrociliatus
Lineage: Eukaryota; Metazoa; Annelida; Polychaeta; Dinophilidae
Source: the annotation of a GenBank genome assembly
GGCAUUUAUCUUUUUAUAUUUUAAAAUAGCACCUUGAAAUUGAAAUUGAACGAUAUGGGUUGCGGAUCAAGUACAGAUACAGGAACAACAACCUACCAUUCCACUAAACCAGCGGCAAACAACUCACACCAAUCAAGGACAAACUAUUCGGAAGAGCAAACAGAUAUAGAGGUAAGUGAUAUUUAUAUUUUGUUCUUUUUAUGAAUACCUAAAGAUUAUGACAACUAUUCACAUUAUAACUAGAUUGUACGAUUUGUUAUCCUCUUCUCUAUUCCUUACAAAACCUAUUGAUACUAUAAAAUACAGUUUCCUGCUUAUGAUUCAUAAUCUCCUAAUAAUAUAAUAUAUAUUGUUUUUAAUAUGCAGAUUAAACCCGUUGCCAUAAAUAGAAACAUUUUAGAAAGAUACGCCGCUCUAGAUAAGGAGUGCACAAAACUGGAGGCCAGGAAUGUACUCAAAUCUUACCAGGAAAAGAACAGCGAAUAUCAAAGAAAACAAGAGGAAAUUAAAGCCUUAAGAGCCGAAUAUGAUAAAUCCAUUAGGAAUACGAGAUAUAAUUGUGAAUAUUUAUACGAUAGGGCUAAAGAAAAGGCUGAUGUGGAAAAAAUGCAAAAUCCAUCUGUUCGUUCGUUCUUCCAAAAUCAAGAUCACUUUGAAAAUCAAUUAUCGAAGGAGGAAGGAGAAUAUCUCGAAGCAUUAAAUAAACAAGAAAUCGCUAGAAAAGAUUUAAACAAUGCAAAUAAACAACAAGAAAUUAUUGAAGAGGAACUAUCAGAAAUAAAAGUCGAAGCUGAAAGACUUCAGCUUAUCUAUACAGAAAUGGAUGAACUAUUGGCUGGAAUAUUCAACGGAAAGUACGGUUCGGAUAGGGAAUACGAAUUGGAAACGCAAGUAGACCUGGCUAUGGAGCAGAAGCAAAGAAUAUCAAUUGCACUAUACAAGUGGAAAAAUGCAAGGGAAUUAUUGAAACACGCUGUUCCUCAAUUAGGUCAUGCCGUUAGUAGAUGGCAACAAUUAUAUAAUUUACCACACAACGUUAAGUUUAAUAUGGUAACAGAAGUUAGAAACCAUGUUAUUGCUGCUAAUCAAAAUAUCACAAAUGCAAGAAACUAUUUGCAAACUAUUAAAUUUCCCUAUUGUACUGAAAAAGAGAUGUCUGAAUUGACCGGUGUUGCUAAUAAUGUAUACUAUGAUGCAUAUAAUCCUCAAAGACAUCUAGCAGCAUUGCAGUGUUAUAGUAAUACUCAUAAUAAGGCGGCUGCAUUACUACAAUGGUUUAACCACGUCAUUGAUAAUAUCAUCUGUAAGGAUUUAACAAGACAAACCGAAUAUUUCAAUGAUAGACAGAGAGCGUUAAGAAAGGAGAGAAUUUUUCUUAUUAAACUGAAAGUUAAGGAAGUAGCAGGAGAAGACGUUGACGAUGAUUUUGAUUUUGAUGAUGACGACUUUAUAGAUGAGGAUAAGAAAGAGAUUAAUGCGCAUUCGGCUGAAGCUGAUAAUGUGUCUGUUGUCGACCUACCUGGUGGAACAAUUGACGCUGAUAAUUUAGCACCAUCAGUUGACGACAAGUCAAACGAUCCAAAAGAAAUGUCUACCAAAGAUUUAGCUCCAGCGCCAAAUAUGGAAUUAUUGUUUGGUGAUGUUGAACGCCUUAAAGAACAGCACGAAAGAGAAAUGAAAGAAUUACAGCAAGCCCAGGACAUAAAUAAAGCUAGAAUGCAGUCAGGUCUCGAGGAAAAACUUCGAGCUAGAAGAUCUAGAAGAACGAGACAAGAACAACACGAAAGCCAAGCUGAAGCGUUGAAAUAA